AUGGAGCCGCUGGAGACGAACAGCAGCUGCAGCAACGGCUCUCUGAUCACCCUUUCGUGCCUUUCCCACCGGGCUGUGUGCCAAGUGAUCAGCAGUGCUGUCCCAGCUGACUCCAUCCUGGACAAUGGCACUUCAGACAGCUCAUGGAUAACUCGGCUGGAAAACAACUAUGGAUUCUACAUUGGCCUGGGCUUGGCUGUCUUCUCCAGCUUCCUCAUCGGGAGCAGCGUCAUCCUCAAGAAAAAGGGGCUGCUAAGGCUGGUGGAGAAGGGAGGCACCAGGGCAGGAGAUGGAGGCCAUGGCUACCUAAAGGACUGGCUCUGGUGGGCUGGCUUGUUAACCAUGGGUGGAGGGGAAGCUGCCAACUUUGCUGCCUAUGCCUUUGCUCCUGCAACUAUUGUCACGCCUCUGGGGGCUCUGAGCGUGCUCAUAAGUGCCAUUCUGUCCUCAUAUUUGCUUGGAGAACGGCUCAACCUGCUGGGAAAGCUGGGCUGCCUGCUGAGCCUGGUGGGCAGCACUGUGAUGGUCAUACACGCCCCAGAGGACGAGGAGGUCACCACUCUGGAGGAAAUGACUUCCAAGCUGAAGGAGCCGGGUUUCCUGGCUUAUGCUGCAAUCCUCCUGGCUCUCUGCUUCCUCCUGAUCUUCUACCUCGCCCCCCGUUACGGCCAGAGCAACAUCCUCAUCUACCUCGCCAUCUGCUCCGUUAUCGGCGCCUUCUCCGUGUCCUCCGUCAAGGGUUUGGGAAUUGCCAUCAAGGGCUUCUUUGCUGGCCAGCCUGUGCUGCAGAACCCACUGACCUGGAUCCUGGUCAUCACUCUGGUGGCAUCCAUCACCACGCAGAUCAACUACCUCAACAAGUCUCUGGACAUUUUCAACACCUCUUUGGUGUUCCCCAUCUACUAUGUGCUGUUCACCACCAUUGUCAUCACCACUUCCAUCAUCCUCUUUAAGGAGUGGGUCACCAUGACUGUGGUUGACAUCAUUGGGACAGUCUGUGGCUUCCUCACCAUCAUUUUGGGGGUUUUUUUACUCCAUGCUUUCAAAGACAUGGACGUCAGUUUUGGGAAUUUACCCCAAGUCCUUCAGAACGAAGAGCCAGCGCCGGCCACCAGAGAUGACAAGAACAUCCUCAUAGAGGUGGACAACUCCAGCAUUGCCCCAGAGGACAAAGCCAAAGCACUUGCAUGAACUCUAAAAUCCACACCAGCGUCUGGAGAGGAGGUGAGAGACAAGGACUGAUCAGUGCUGCUCAGGCUCUGCUCAUCUAUGUUUAAUCACCUGCUCUGCAAAUAGGAGGACAAGAAUAUUGGUGAAUAUGGGCAAAACAUGGUGAAUUUUGCAAAAGCUGCUCACUCAGGCUCAGGGACACUCAAGCCAUGAAGUGUUUUUGCAGAGAGAUGGUUUUCAGCUUUUGGUUUUUUUGCGAGGUGCAGGAGUUUCCCUGAAGAAGUGUUAAUUAUUUUUAUUCGUUUGGGUUUGUUUUUUUUUUUUUCCCAGAGCAGCUCUGGUGUCCAGGCCUUGGUGAAGUCGCUGGGACUGACCCAGACCCCACCUGAGGAAGGGCAAUCCCUGCUCAGGCUGGGGAGCUCUGGCAGGGUUAAAUCCCAUGUCAAGAGAAACUCUACCACCGACUCCAAGACUUCUUGUGACAAUUUUUUCAGUCUGAAAGACCAAGUGGCUGUAAAUACAAAGUAUUUUUUCCCUCAGGAAAUAUCUUGACCUUGGAAAACCCCCCAAAUUCUUUGAGCACCAUGAGGUGUCCUUGCUGUCCUCUGAGAUGCUCACCUGAUUAUACCUGAGUGUGAACAUCACUGAGUAAAUAUAUUGUGGGGCUUUGGGAGAGAAUAUUAUCCAGUCUCCUAUUUUAAUAACAUUUCAGUGCUAUCUUUUUGGAAUGUGGAAAGGGAAAUAAAGGGUUUUUUCAAAAUAAAAGAAAAGUUGCAGGUCUA
Messenger RNA from Melospiza georgiana, 1952 nucleotides. RefSeq names its product NIPA like domain containing 4 (gene NIPAL4). The coding region runs from base 1 to 1191 and encodes 396 amino acids. NCBI's taxonomy places the organism in Eukaryota, Metazoa, Chordata, Aves, Passeriformes, Passerellidae. Gene Ontology annotation, cellular component: membrane. The transcript is spliced from 7 exons. The record is from RefSeq and is a predicted model, not a curated record. Gene Ontology annotation, molecular function: magnesium ion transmembrane transporter activity. Gene Ontology annotation, biological process: magnesium ion transport.